ACACAUUGUCUCUCGCUCUGACGUUACGCCGAGUGUUCUCUCCCUCGGCACGAUAUCGCACCAGCUCUCCGGCUUCAGAUCCAGAAUUCAUUGCGCAUGCCUCAUCGGGUUCGCUGUGGUUGUGGCCGCCGAAGAGUGCGCAGUGCGCGAUCAGACGCACCCGAACUUUGUCGUCAGUGGGUCGUCAGCAAGGCACGCAGCACAGUAGCCAUCGCCACCGGACAUUAGAUAAGAGGUGCGUAGAUAUAUCGGACUGUCCGGUUGGUAGGUGCAGUACGAUACGCGGGUGUGUUCCUGCCAGCUGUGGAUUAGAUAGGACGCAACCAAGCAAAAGGUCCACCGGGUCACAUUCCACACGCCAACCAUGGAGAGUAAGGAGCAGACCGAUGACGAAGUGCUGCAGGGUAUGCUGAGCCGGCGUUUCCAUUAUGCAAAAGCCCAGCGGACCACCGCCUAUCAUCACACGUUUCGAACGAAAACACGAUGGGAGCUUGUCCGGCUGUCACUGCUAAUCGUCGGCAUCGAGUGUACGUACGCGACAGAGACGGCCUUCGUUGCGCCGAUCCUGCUGGCCAUCGGACUGCCCCACACGCUGAUGACGAUGAUGUGGGCAAUGCCACCGAUUGUUGGCGUACUGUUUGUGCCGGUGGUAGCGUCCGUCAGCGAUCGGCUACGGUUUGCGUGGGGCCGUCGCCGACCCGUACUGCUGAUACUGGGCGUUGCGAUGCUGCUCGGCAUGAUGCUGCUUCCGCACGGUCGUCUAAUAGGGAAAGCGAUCGGACUGCGGAGUGUGGCGUGGAUUGCUACCAUCACCACCAUCGGCCUCACCACGACCGACUUCUCGGCGGAAGCUUCGAACGGGUUGUGCCGGACGUACGCGAUGGAGGUGUGUACGAUACAGGACCAGGCCCGGGUGCUCAGCACGAUGAUGCUGAUCGGUGGUUUGGGCGGCAUGCUCGGGUAUCUGUUUGGUGCCAUCGAUUGGAGUGCGCUCCCCGUCGGCCAGUACUUCGAAAGCAACGAAGCAGCCGUUUUCACGGCCAACUGGAUCGUACUGCUGAUAGGGCUGGUAAGCACACUGACCAGCUUCCCGGAGAUACCGCUCCCGGUACAGGAAGAGGACGAACUGUUGCGGCCCGUCACACACUUUAUGCUGCAGAACGAGAUGAAGCGUAUGCGGGGUGAUGAGUAUACGGCCCAAACAAACCUUGGCGAAAGCAUUGGCUUUCGGCAGUUCAUACGCAACACCGUCCAGAUGCCACGCUCGAUGAAGAUCCUCUGCCUCACGCAGUUCCUGUCCCAUAUGGGCUAUCUACCGUACUGCCUGUACUUUACCGAUUUCGUUGGUGCGGAGGUGUUUAAUGGAGAUGUUCAGGCUCCAGCACACUCGGCAGCACUGUGGCAAUACGAGGAAGGAGUUCGGUUCGCCUGCUGGGGCAUGGCAGUGUUUGCUGGCUGUGCCUCCCUGUACUCGUUGGUGAUAGAGAAGCUGAUUGCUAGGGUCGGAGCACGGCCCGUGUAUGUGUUCGGACUGAUGGCACACUGUGUCGGUAUGCUGGCGAUGGGCUUUCUGCGCAAUCGGGUGAUUGUAAUGGUGUGCUGUUCGCUUACCGGCAUCAUGUACGCCACCAUAUACUCCAUUCCGUUCCUGCUGAUCUCACACUAUCACUCGAAAAACUCGUUCCACAUGGAGGAUGGCAAGUGUGUGGAAAGCACCGAGCCACGAGGUUUCGGAGCAGACGUGUCGAUGAUGAGCAGCGUCCUGUGUCUCGCCCAGCUAAUCGUUUCGCUCGUGAUGGGCGUUCUAAUCGAUGCUGCCGGUACGACGGCCGUCAUCACAUUCGCGGCCGGUGGAUGCAGCUUUCUAGCAGCUGCGUCCGCCAUGGCUGUCGUGUACAUGGGUCUGUAAAUACAUUCUGUCAACCUCGGGACAACACAAAACUUCCGAUCCCAUCACAAUCGUUUCAUUGGCUUCAUCACUUCAAGCGGUGCUUUAAAGCGCUGGGCGUCCAAUUGAGCGGCCGAUUGUUGUGCUGCCGCACAACGCGUGUUCUAAUUGAUGUGGAUGAAUCUUCAAUCGCAUGUAGGAAGGUUUCGCGUACGCCCGUUUCGCUGCGAGCGCACGAUAGCAAUUUAAUUGGCGAUGCCGCACCGAUGCCUCACAUCGAUGCUUCACGGGACGGCCCGCGUACGAGCUAAUAAAGUUGUCUACAAGUACACGACCGAGAGCGGCGCGACAUCCCGACCACUGCGGGUAAAAAACACAACGCGUACAGCAUCCGUGUGGCAGCUGGUCGCCGUCAUGGAAAUGUGACAUCAAUUACGGGAGAUAAAACUAAGAGACGCUCGCCGGGUUGCCAUGGCACCCUCAGGCCUGGAAUGAUUGAUUGUGUACGGGUCUGUCGUAAUUAAAUGAUAAAGUUUUUCGUGCCGAACCGGCGAUGAUGUGACGGUGAAUGGGAGCAUGGGUGACACGUGAGCCGAGAUGAGCGAUCGGCGGGGGCGGUGUAGACAACAUUUGUGAUAGAAUAUGUAUUUCUAGGUAGGUCGGACACCGUGUACGUAUUUUAAUCCUAUAAAUGAAGGUUGUUAGUGGUAGCGAGUUUGGUCGGAGAACGUUCUACGGUGCUGCUGGUUUAGUGCAGCUUGGGGAUUCAUAUGUUCUCAGUAUGUUCCAGAUGACAGGUUGAUGUACUUAGUUUUUCAUAUUAAUUCUCGACUCUUAGAAGACAAAAUGACGAUGUCACCACAAGAUGGUCAGUUGGGUACUUCAAGCUGUAUUUUUACAGCUCAUACAAUUAUAGCACAUAUUUAAUAAAACGAGCUAAUGGAUAUUGUUUUAUUUUA
Anopheles stephensi (Asian malaria mosquito) is the source of this 2847-nucleotide messenger RNA. Its product is annotated as proton-associated sugar transporter A-like. Gene Ontology annotation, cellular component: membrane. Gene Ontology annotation, molecular function: sucrose:proton symporter activity. The record is from RefSeq and is a predicted model, not a curated record. Lineage: Eukaryota; Metazoa; Arthropoda; Insecta; Diptera; Culicidae. The transcript has 5 exons. Bases 365 to 1909 code for a protein of 514 amino acids.